UUGAUUUCUUGUUGUUGUUGUUGUUGUUGUUGUUGUUGUUGUUGUUGGCUUAUAUAUCCUCCUUAUCAUUCUUGUACAUGAUUAUCGUUUUCUUUUCUCUUCAUUUUCUUCGGUCCACCGGUGCAAUAUCUCGAUGCAAUCUUCAACUCGUUAACACUCCCACCGCCAGCAACAACUACAUCAGCCGCCAAGCGCUACUCGCAUCAAAAUUAAGAAGAAAAAAUAAAAUCGAAUAGCUGCGAUGUUAAGACUCAUUAGUUUGCAGAUGUUUACGACGUACUGCAAUUUUUCUUCUGCCAAUAUUUUAUAAUAGAAAAUGCGUCCGAGACAGUUUCCCUUUACUUUUAAUCGUGUCCGGACGCUCUUAUACCGUGUACUGAGUGUGGGAGUUCAUGGGAUGGGGUUAUAAUUUUUUCAAGAAAGAUAAUGUCCGGUGUGGUCGAGGUUAGUAAAUUUCCAUGUCUGCUAAGGUAAAAUUGGGGCAUAUACUAAAUUGCAUAUAGUCUUGGUACUCAAUCUCUGUUUCAUUAGCUAUUAAACCUGCGAAGAAUAGGUGUAGCCUUCGUGGUGACGUGGUUAGCGCGCCUAGCUACGAACCCCCAGGUUAGGAUCAAACCCGGACCUGCUGAUUCGUAGGUAGGAAUGGUAACCACUGUCGGAGCCCAGUUCAGCCAGAUGUUCAUUCCACUUAUCGGGCUGAUGGAUAAAGAGGGGAGGUAAACUGUUGUAACCCGGAUGUCACACUUGCCGUGUAUCCGGGAUAGUGUUUUCCUGUCUAUAAAUUGAAUGAAAAUAAAAAUAAUAAUUUUCUUCAUUUUUCCGUGUUCAUGACAUUUUCCUACAUUCCAGAAAAAAAGUGUGUGCAUCGACAGAUGGCAAGAUGGGGACAGCGAAUACGAUGAAGAAAUGCCGUGCUUGUCGAAUCAGUUGCCUUCCAAGGACUGUCCUCUCCAUGUUGCUACAAAAUGCUAAACAUAUCGAGGCUCUUCAUCAGUGCCACAUGGAGGUCACAAACACAUGUUGCUGCUACUGGGGAUCCCUUGCCCGGCAGUUGUGCAGCAUCCUAGUGGUGUCCAGUUCCAUGCUACAAGUGGGCCUCCUUCUGGGCUGGCCGGCCGUGCUGCCCGCCAUGCAGGCCGAUAACAGCACCGCCAUCAACAUCACGGACUACGACGUGAGCUGGCUAGUCUCCAGCGUGGGCCUCGCCGGCAUGUUCACCAAUCUUCCCUCCGGGUUCCUCAUCGACUACUUCGGAUACCGGCGGCUCCUGACCAUGUGCCUGCUGCCCGUGUCCGCCUCCUGGUUCAUGCAAGCCUUCACGACCUCGAUCACCCUCCUCUACAUCGGGAGGAUCCUAGGCGGCAUGGCUCUUAUGCUAUUCACCACUCUCGUCCCGCCCCUCAUGAUCGAACUCGUGGAACCAACCUACCGGGGCUUCCUGGGCUGUGGUUCGGAGAUUGUCGUGGCCUUUGGAAUGCUCUUGGCUUUCCUGAUGGCAGAUUUUCUCCACUGGAAGACUGUGACAAUACUCUCUGCGCUCCCCUUCAUCCCCAUCUUCUUCCUGUCGCUUGGGGUUCCGGAGUCUCCCUUCUGGCUGGUGAGGGCGGGCCGGGUGAGGGAGGCCGAGGCGGCACUCAUCAAGCUUCGAGGGCCCGCCCGUAGGCCCGCGGCGCAGGACGAACUGCUUCAGAUCCAGAGGAGCAUCAGGGAGCAGCCUCAGACAACCUUCAUUGAACAGGUGCAUCAGAUCGUCGUCCCUCACAACCUUCGUCCGCUGCUCCUCGUGUCCGCAGUCAUGAUCCUGAGAGAACUCGGGGGUCAGUUCGCCAUCUUUUCCUACGCCGCCUAUUUCUUCGCCACCGCCGGCGUGAUGAUCAACCCACUCACGUGUACGGUUCUGGUGGGCGUCAUGCGGCUCAUCUCCACUUUCACCUGCGCUUUCCUCCUCGAUCGUGUGGGCCGGCGCAUUAUCCUGAUGGCUGGGUGUUCCUGUUGCGCCAUAUCCGCCGCUGUUGGGGGCCUUUUCCUCCUUUGGGAAGUUCAGGGGUCGUCAUGGGUGCCUCUAGUUGCCGUUCUCGCCUUCGCAUUUGGGUAUGGUUUCGGCGUCUGUCCCAUUCCAUGGAUCCUGAUGGGGGAGCUUCUGCCGACACCGGUCAGGGUCGUGGGCUCCACCAUCGUCGUGUUCAUCUUCUCGGCGAUGCAAGUCUUCGUUGGCCUUAUGUUCCCCAGGCUGGUGGACGAGGUGGGUCUUGGGGGGAGUUUCCUGGUCUUCGCGGUCUUCAACACCUUCCUAGCGGUACUGGUUCGUCUGUUCCUGCCGGAGACCGCAAGCCAGAGCCUCCACACUCUUGAACAUGCAUUCGAUAGAGCCAACAGUACCACGGUCCCACUGAAAACCACCCCUGACAAAAAAACAACACCCGUAGACGAGACAGGAACGUCCCAUGAACCUCUCUUGUGAAGCACGCCACAACAAAGCCGAUUCACACUAUUACAUAUGGCCGAGGCAGUCUGAAUAGGAAUAGUGAGAAAAAGGUUUACAUGAUACAAUGACCAAGAGUUAUGGACUUACACCAAUGCAAGAGAGACAAGAGACCUUCUGGAUAAAGAUUAUUUACAGACACCAGAAGACUGGAUACGCAAAAGGCUCGUGAUCCUAUUAUCUGCCUCACGUCUCCUUUUCCUUGUUACUUAGGUUGGCUCCCGCGUGAUGCCAUGAGUUUAUUGUUGUUUGCUUUAAGGAUCAACGCCUGGUGAGUCUGCCAAAGAAGCUUAGCAAUGGACUGUAAUGCUAGUAUUAAAUUAAGGACGGAAAAAAAGGAAUUAGGAAGCAAAAAGUAGUUUAAGUAUUGUAAGUAAUUAUAAGUGCCACCAGAAACCGUUACCGCGUGAAAGGUUACCGAGUCUCACACGGAGGGCCCCAUCCCCCUCUCCCUUUCGACCCCCUGGUCCCCACUAGACACCACGUGGUCGCCGCCAGACAGACUUCUUUCCCGCCAAAAGUGCUGAGUAGCGUCAGCCCCAUCACCCUUGUCCCUCCCCUCUCACCAGUCACGUGACUUCCGUCAUUCUGGAAGCUUCCUUUCUCCUGGAAGCUUCCUUCCUCCUCCCCUUCCGGCCGCGCCCACCCACUCCCGUUUGGAGUACCGCCAUUUCCGUUCGCCCCCCCCUAUAUAAGCCGGAAACCCGAGUCGCUCAGUCUCAUGACUCAACCUUCUACUCCCCGCCCACAGGUACGUGACCUCAUCUCCCCAAGUGCUCCUCACCCCUAGUGUUCCCUACCCCUCCCCCCAGUGACAUAACCCCCUAUUCCCCCCAAGUGAAUUCGUCCCUUACUCGCCAUUAUAAUAAGUAGACUUCCAAUAAAGUAACCGAAAGUUGAAUAAUUUAUUUCCCCCAUAGUUUAUCUCUCGUGAAUCAACCUCCUCCUCCCCGCCCACAGGGCCGUUGGUACACUGGUGACUUGCCACUAACACACACAUUCACACACACUAACACUUAUAAUUCAUCAUUCUUCUCAAGAGUAUGUAACGUUGACACCCCCUAUGGCGAAGAGAAGUCAGUGGGUGCCCUUAGGACCGGUGGAACACGGGGAUCGAACCCUUACUCAUCGCUAUAGGCCGUGUCGUAACGUUAGUUUUCCCCAUGAGACAAUCGUUGUUCUUCUGGUCACUGAGUAAUUAGGAGGUAACAGAAAUAUAUCUAUAUCUUGUACGUGAGCAACACUGCUGAUGUGAGUCCUCGCAGUCUCGUCUUUCCCGUAUGAUUAUUCAUCCACUGGCAUUUGUAUCCCCCAUGUGUAAACCAUUUUUUUGCCUGGCACCGUGAGAGGUAGGAAGUAACAGAUAUCUAUUACUGUAAGUGAAUUAUCUUGCUGGUGUGAGUCUUCGCAGUGGUGGUUUCCCAUAAGCUUAUGUUCUAUUUUUGACCGGAGUCAUUACUUGGUGUCGUCCGCGGGUGUGGGCGAUAAUGUUCCUCGUGUUCUCCCCUCAGUAUUGACUCGUCAGUCGAGAGUUCAUUCUGUUGUCGGGAAAUAAACAAAUAAAUGCAUAAUGUCCUGUUUAUAGGCAUUCUUUUCUCCUUGGUGAUAACCUUGACAUGAGUAUUGUCCAGACGGCUGUGGUGGUUGCUGACUCACCGCCCUCCACACCUCCGC
This is a messenger RNA of Eriocheir sinensis (Chinese mitten crab), 4156 nucleotides long. RefSeq names its product facilitated trehalose transporter Tret1-like. The record is from RefSeq and is a predicted model, not a curated record. The transcript is spliced from 6 exons. Gene Ontology annotation, molecular function: transmembrane transporter activity. Bases 881 to 2461 code for a protein of 526 amino acids. Gene Ontology annotation, biological process: transmembrane transport. Gene Ontology annotation, cellular component: membrane. NCBI's taxonomy places the organism in Eukaryota, Metazoa, Arthropoda, Malacostraca, Decapoda, Varunidae.